CAUCUCCUCUGUUCGCUUGCCAUCGUCCGCAGAGUGCAGCCUUUUUGUUUCCGGAGAAAGAAAUCGUACGGCCGAGGAGGUGGAGAUGGUGGCGGAGGUGAGCUCCUUCUCUCGAAUGGUGGAUACCUACAAGGACGAAGGAGAGGGGAAGACGGAGCUCGUCACUCUCGACUUGCUCGGUAGCUGCGGCGACAACGAUGCCGCCACUGCCGUCGCCGCAGCUGAAGUGAAUCUUGAGCUUCAGAUCCGGGCCUCUGGCGACAUAUGCCUCGCUACGUCGUCGGCGAUGCUACCCCAUCAACAGACGAAGCUCAGUCCGGCGUCUCCUCACCUCCACGACCUCAGUCUCGCGCCGUCGUGGCUCUCCGCCUCAUCCCCCAGCCGAAAGCCCCAUCCGAUCGCGACCGCCGCCGCGUACCACAGUGUCUGCACCCUGGAAAAGGUAAAAUCGGCACUGGAGAGGGAGUCGCGCCUGGCCGCUGACGGCCGAGCUCCAGUACCACUCCCAGACUCCGCCUCCCCACCCUCCCCCUCCCAGUCCUCCUCGUCCUCUGCCCCCGCCACCACCAUCACCACCAGCUCCUCCUCCGCCAAGCGGCGGCCGAACGAACCCGACGAAACAGACGGCGAGCCAGCGAUGGCGGCGGCGGCCUGCCCAGAGUGCCUCCUCUACGUGCUCAUCUGCAAGGUGGAGCCGCGGUGCCCGAGGUGUGCGGCGCACGUGCCGGUCAAUGGCACCAACAAGAAGCCCCGUAUCGACCUCAACUUCUCCUUCCAGACCGAACGCAACGAAUGAUCUCCAACCGAAUUCCUCAAAUUUUGCCACGGAUCCACGAAGAAGAGCAACAAAGGAAACCGCCUCUCUCUCCAGUAGCUCGCUUUUGCAGUUUUGCUGUAAAAUCCCACGUCAGUGUGUCAAUUGCUGCCGGAAAAUUCGCCGAUAAAUACGUACACACACCAGCUUUUGGCAUCGUUUAGCCACCAUUUCCGGGAGUGAUUAAUCCCGCCGCCCCUCGCAGGCGAUUUUUGGAUGUCCUUGCCCCUUCUCGCAGGUGCCACACUGCGUGAUUGCGGUGCAUGCAGCAUGCAGAGAGCCUCCUCCUGGUAAUAAAUUAAAUGUUUAGAAAUGAGGUAAAACAGAUAUUCCCGAGGACUACGGCUACUGCUGAAGAGAAUAAACAGUCCAUUUACAGUU
Messenger RNA from Zingiber officinale, 1195 nucleotides. RefSeq lists its product as uncharacterized. The coding region runs from base 86 to 796 and encodes 236 amino acids. The record is from RefSeq and is a predicted model, not a curated record. The transcript is spliced from 2 exons. Lineage: Eukaryota; Viridiplantae; Streptophyta; Magnoliopsida; Zingiberales; Zingiberaceae.